UCUUUGCUCCGAAAUGUGUGGAACAAUGAAUCACAACACGCCUGGUUGACUAGCAGCUAGGGAUCCUCAAGAACUCAGUGCCUUUCGUUGUUGCCGCCUUGAUUUACGUAGAAUAUUCGAGGCGAUCGGUUCUUGUAGCAGUAGUUUCGGGAUUUAGCGACACAGCCUAUAUUUCGGGUAAUCUCCAGGCUCUUCCUCCAAUUCAGCGCAUGCGCGCUAAAAUUUUGCUUGCCAUUUCAUUGGCCCUCUCCGUUUGCCUCGCUUAAUUUUCGAUAACUCACCGAACAAAGAGCUUCAAACAUCAUUCUUCCUUAUCUUCUAGGGAACUCUUCUUCGCCUCUGAUCAACCUGCAACAGUGUGAGAUAAUGCUUGAUCAUCUCUGAUUCCAUUGCCGAAGUCCAUCAGCAGGCCAGAAUCCAUGAUGGACAACCAAGAGAGCUCGACGCCGAGUGAGGCCGGCGAGGCUGCCCUGACUACACCUUUGGCUGGCCCCAGCUCGCAAGAUGCAGCGGCCGCAGCGCCGCCAGGGGCUGAGAAUGAAGAGAACGAGGAUGGUGGCGAGAAUGAAGGAAGCGAAUGGGACGACGAAGAAGAUGAUGACGAUGAGGAUGUGAGUGAAGACGAGGAAGAUGACGAGGAAGACGAGGAAGAUGACGAUGAAGACGAGGAAAGUACUUGUGGCCAUGAAAAACGACAGAAACGCAAGAAACCCAUGCCCUCCCUCCUUGCAUUGGCUGAGAGAGGAAUUCUGAAGCUACUCACGAAAGCCGUCGAUGGCCAGCGAGUGACAGCUCGGUACUGCUGCGGUGGUCGCGUCCGAAGCCUGCCCCCUACAACACUCCCAUUUCAAGACGAGAAGCCACGAAAGGUCCCGAGAUUAACCAUGCGCUGGGAUGAUGCCGAAGAUAGACGAGGGAGGAAGAUUCACUUCCCGCAUAACGACUCGCCUUCAGGCUCAAGAACCAAAUUAGAUACCCAAAUCGAGACGCUGGCUGAUCGGUGUGGAGUUACUGGCUUAUUGGAUGACUCCCGGUUUUCGAUCAACUUCGAUCCACAUUUCUAUGGGAUCAUUGAUGUGAUCACACAAGUUUUGUUGCCUGGAUUUGAGUCGGAGAUAUUGAAGGGUGUGCCUGAGUGUCGUGGCAUUAGGGCAAAGCUUUCGAAUCUCCAGGUUCGCUCGGCAGGAGGAACGGCUUAUCGGCCUCUCCCUGCCCAUCGAUCAUCCCAAUACUUUGGCAAGCUCAUAGUAUGCCUGCCGUAUCCUCAUAAAGGUGGGCAAUGGGAAAUUUCAAAUGAUGGCCACUCAUCCACAAUCGACUUCAGCCACUCAGACGACAACACUACACUCCAUUGGGCAGCAUUUGUAGGCGAUUGUACCCACGAAUGUCAGCCUGUUGAGGAAGGUCACCAACUUGUGUUGAUAUAUAACCUUUUUCUCUGCCAGCGGAUUGGGGAGGUUCUCCGCGAUAAUUCAACUGCGGACCCUACGCUCUUUCCACUCUACACAGGUGUCAAAGAGAUGCUGGAGCAUCCUGGUUUCAUGAAAAAGGGAGGCGUGCUCGGCUUCUACUGCCAGUACCCUUACCCUCACGUGUCUUCCAACACAGCCAAACAACUUCCGUCCACCCUCCAAGGCGUCGACAUGGUUGUUUAUAGCGUCUUCAAAUCUCUCGGCUUGAGCACCGAAAUUCUACCCCUCCUCGACCUCUCCCCACUCGACGAAAUGGACGAGACAGAAUACGAACGCGAAGAAGAGUGCUACCACAGCGACCCGUGGUCUUACGUAGACGACUACGACUUCGGCGACGACUUCCCAGAGUGCGAGUCCUGCUACCCCGACUUCCCGACUUUUGAAGAGUGGAAGGCAAAAAGACCAAGAAUUGACAGGGUUGGGACGAAACUCCACAGUCUGAGGUUCUCGGAGUCGAGCGAAGAUGCGGAGUAUAUUCGUGAGGUGAAGGAGGAGGUCCUUGAAGAUAGUUGGCCCUGGAAGGAACUCUUCGAUGUCAAGUGGCUGAAUGAGAAGCCUUCCAAAGGCACCGGGGAACUGGCACUCGUCAAUACAUUUUCUGGUUAUGGCGAGGGGACGGAAAAGUUCUACUCGCAUCCUGUGAUCUUGAUUACGGUGCCGAAGUUGGUGGAUAGGGAGCUCGCGGUUGCGAAGUAAGGUGAGAUAUGGCGUUGCUGGGACCCCUAGAUUGUUUUGAGCGCCUUGCAGGGUGGUUGGGUUCGCUUCGUAGUAGGAGUUGG
Molecule: messenger RNA, 2251 nt
Organism: Hyaloscypha bicolor E
Lineage: Eukaryota; Fungi; Ascomycota; Leotiomycetes; Helotiales; Hyaloscyphaceae
Exons: 5
Coding region: 420-2168 (582 amino acids)
Source: RefSeq, a predicted model, not a curated record